AGUUAUAAUAAUUUGAAAAAUUAGCCUACAGAGAGAUGUCUGAACCCCAAGAGAAUCCAUACAGGAAGAAAAGAGGUGGCCGCAAGGGUAAAAGGAGGAAUAAGAACAAGAAUAAUGAGGAUUAUGAUACAAAGAAGAGAAAUAGGAAAUUCCAGAGAAAACAGCAGGUCACAAUGAUAUAGACACUAUGAACGAGUUCGAAGAUGAAGAUAAUGAACUGCAAGCUAUUAACAAAGCUCCAGUACAGUAUAAAGGACCUAAAGAAGGUAGAAAAUUCCUCAGUGAUGAUAAAAGAAAGAAGUUGUUUGGUCUUGAUCCACAUAAAGAUAUGAAGAAGAGAAAGAAUCCUCAUAAGAGGAGUAACGAUGAAUUUUCUAAAAAUAAUGAAAAGGGAGAAAAUCCUGUAUCAGCUUAUAUCUUAGCCAAACAAGCUAGAUACAGAAAGAAUUCUGACACAAGAGAUCACCAUAAAGACAUCAAAUCUUUCACUCCCAAAGAAGAUGAUUAUGAUUACCAAGAAUUAGCAAAGCUUGAGCCUAGACUAAAGCCAGUUUUAACUGAGCAAGGGGUUGAUGAGGCUAAGCAUAAGUAUACUCUGAAUUGGAAGGAAAAAGGACAAGCUUACUACCUUAACAAAGCCAUCCUACAAUUUGAUUAUGGGAUUACUCAUUAUGAUUUACCUGAAGAGGAAGGUUUAGUCCCAGCAGUUCCUUCAAGGAGAGAAUAUAUCUACUGGAUCCGAGAUCUAUUCGAGCAGCAAGAAUCUGUUGAUAAACCUCUUAAAGGACUUGAUAUUGGAGUAGGAGCAAACUGUAUUUACCCAAUUCUUGGCAAUAAGGAGUUUGGGUGGUCUUUUGUAGGCUCGGACAUAUCCAAAGAAAGCAUUGAUAUUGCUCAAGGAAUCAUUGACAACAACUCUCUCAACGAUCACAUAACACUUAAACUUCAAACUGGGAAAAGAUCUGAAGGUGAGACACAUGGUCCGAUAUUUGAAAUUUUUGAGAAUAUCCUGGAUAAAGAUUCUUCUGAAAAAGAGUUUGACUUUUCAAUGUGAAAUCCUCCCUUCUUCAGCUCUAUGAACGAAAGAAUUGAUCGAAGAAGUGUAAAGGUAAUUCCAACCAAGAAGGAAGAAGAGACUACUCCAGGAGGCGAAAUAGGAUUCUUGUGAAGAAUGGUGAAGGAAAGUGUGAAGUAUCGUCACAAAAUAACAUGGUUCACUACCUUCAUAGGCAGAAAGAUGGACUUUGUGUUCCUACAGAAGUACUUAGACACAAUGGUUCCUCAUGAUAUCAUCUACACUUCAGGGACCAUUGAGAAGGGAUUCACUAAGAGAUGGCUUCUUGCGUGGAAAUUCCAAGAUUAAACAUUACACAAUUCAGCGAAAUUUCAUUGAUUAUAGUAAUCUUUGGGCAU
This is a messenger RNA of Moneuplotes crassus, 1413 nucleotides long. The record is from the annotation of a GenBank genome assembly. Lineage: Eukaryota; Ciliophora; Spirotrichea; Euplotida; Euplotidae.